This is a messenger RNA of Histoplasma mississippiense, 2244 nucleotides long. RefSeq names its product transporter ATM1, mitochondrial precursor. The coding region runs from base 1 to 2244 and encodes 747 amino acids. Gene Ontology annotation, molecular function: ATP hydrolysis activity; ATP binding; ABC-type transporter activity. Gene Ontology annotation, cellular component: mitochondrial inner membrane. Gene Ontology annotation, biological process: intracellular iron ion homeostasis; transmembrane transport. The transcript has 10 exons. The record is from RefSeq and is a predicted model, not a curated record. Lineage: Eukaryota; Fungi; Ascomycota; Eurotiomycetes; Onygenales; Ajellomycetaceae.
AUGCUUUUCCGAGCGCUGCCUGUCCGCCGCUGCACAGCGCUGCCAACGAAAUGUGGCGAUGCCAUUUUCAGCCUCCCGCACCCAUUGCCUCUUGCACAUACGCAUUCCAGAGGGCCAUUGCGUGUAUUUAGUUCCAGAGGGAAUGCCUUGGGAAAAGAAGCUACGCAGGACCAUUUUUCAGAAAGGAAGUCUCUCCCAGCUUCCCAAUCUCUCGAAGCUCAAACUCCCAAGGCUGCCAGCCAGAGGAACGAUAUUCGUCAGAACCCGCAAGAUGGAGUUAAUAUAAAAGAGCAGCGGAAAGCGGACUGGGCUAUUAUGAAAGAAAUGGCCAAGUAUCUCUGGCCUAAGAUCCUCAAUGUUCAAGUUCCCUUUUAUUUUAAAAAUAUUGUCGACUCGAUGAAUAUCGAUUUUGCGACUCUCGGUGGCACUGCAUUCACAGUUGCGGGAUCGAUGAUUAUUGCUUAUGGCGCAUCUAGAAUUGGAGCAACGUUGUUCCAAGAGCUCCGGAAUGCUGUUUUUGCAAGCGUUGCGCAGAAGACCAUCAGAAGAGUUGCCCAAAAUGUAUUCGACCAUCUGCUUCGGCUGGAUUUGAAUUUCCAUUUAACACGACAAACCGGUGGUCUCACUCGGGCCAUUGAUAGAGGUACAAAAGGAAUAAGUUUCCUUCUCACUUCAAUGGUGUUCCAUAUAUUCCCGACAGCGUUGGAAAUAUCCUUAGUUUGUGGUAUCUUGUCCUACCAAUAUGGGCCAAAAUUUGCGGCCAUUACCGCAGCGACCAUGGUAGCAUAUACCGCAUUUACAAUCACGACGACGGCUUGGCGAACGAAAUUUCGAAAACAAGCUAAUGCAGCUGAUAAUAGAGGAGCCACUAUAGCUGUCGACUCUUUAAUCAACUACGAAGCCGUCAAGUACUUCAACAAUGAGAGGUUCGAGGUUUCUAGAUAUGACAAGGCUUUGAAAGGAUAUGAAGAUGCGUCAAUAAAGGUCACCACAUCCUUAGCUCUGCUCAACUCGGGCCAGAAUGUUAUCUUUUCCGGUGCACUCGCUGGAAUGAUGUACCUAGCGGCAACCGGUGUUGCUGGCGGUCAAUUGACUGUAGGGGAUUUAGUCAUGGUCAACCAACUCGUGUUCCAGCUCUCAGUGCCAUUAAAUUUCCUUGGAUCCGUGUAUCGGGAGUUGAGACAGUCCUUGCUUGACAUGGAAACGCUAUUCAACCUUCAGAAAGUUAACAUCACAGUCAAAGAAAAGCCAGAUGCUAAGCCACUGCAGCUCACUCGCGGUGGUGAAAUUAGAUUUGAGAAUGUCACAUUUGGUUAUCAUCCCGAUCGAGCGGUUUUAAAAGGCGUCAGCUUCACAAUACCCCCAGGCCAGAAGUUUGCAAUCGUUGGUCCCAGCGGCUGCGGAAAAUCAACCAUAUUACGUCUCUUAUUCCGGUUCUAUGACGUGCAAGGAGGUCGGAUUCUAGUUGAUGGCCAAGACAUUCGCGAUCUGUCCUUGGAUAGUUUGAGAAGGGCUAUCGGUGUAGUUCCACAAGACACUCCGCUUUUCAACAACACUAUCGAACACAAUCUCCGUUAUGGUAGGGUAGAUGCGACUGCCGAGGAGGUUCGGAACGCCGCACGCCGGGCCCACGUCCAUGAGCUCAUCGAGCGACUACCUGAGGGGUACGAGACACCAGUGGGAGAGCGUGGAAUGAUGAUAUCAGGAGGAGAAAAGCAGCGGCUGGCGGUUGCCCGACUCAUCCUCAAGGACCCCCCUCUUUUAUUUUUCGACGAAGCUACAUCCGCUCUAGACACAUACACGGAGCAAGCGUUGCUUCAAAACAUCAACAGCAUCCUCAAGGAAAAAGCACGAACGAGCGUCUUCAUUGCUCAUCGACUGCGAACUAUCUAUGACAGUGACCAAAUUCUCGUGUUGAAGGACGGGAAGGUUGCGGAGAGCGGAGCGCAUACUGAACUUCUGGGUAUGGAAGGGGGCGUUUAUGCAGAAUUAUGGAAAGCCCAGGAAAGAUCUCUCUCUCAGGACAUCGACCUUGAAGUUGAGGAAAUGGAGGCGGCGAUAUGUAGCAAGAAUACUUGGGGCUUUGUACAGGUUAUCGGGUCAAAUGAUCCCACGGUAACAUCAUCAUCCUCGUGGGAGUGGUGUCCGCUUAAGCAUCUAGCCGCGCACAAAACUGCUAUGAGCAUACUAUCGAUGCCCAAGGUGUUUGGUGUUUUUCUGGCUGGAGGACGCCACAAACCUUGA